This is a messenger RNA of Loa loa (African eye worm), 2142 nucleotides long. RefSeq lists its product as hypothetical. The record is from RefSeq and is a predicted model, not a curated record. The coding region runs from base 1 to 2142 and encodes 713 amino acids. The transcript is spliced from 16 exons. Lineage: Eukaryota; Metazoa; Nematoda; Chromadorea; Rhabditida; Onchocercidae.
AUGUGCAAAAAUCAUUUUCAGCGAGGUGAGGAAAACGAAGAACAAAUGAUAAAGGCAACAUUAUCUGGAUCAAUGCCGAACAUUCGCGAUGUUCAGGAUAGUGGGAACCGUUCUGCAGAUCGAAGUAACUUAAUGAAUGAUAGUAUUAGUAGUGGAAGUAGCAAAGCUGAAGGGCAUCCAGUAAUGAAGUCAAAGGGAAGCGAAGAAAAAGCAACAAGAAAAUCACAUGCUGAGGCUCAUCUUAUCAAUAUGGGUCAAAGUUCAACAUUUCCACGACGUAUUGUAUUGAAGAAGCAAGAAACGACACCGAAAAAAGAAGCUGAAGCGAGCAUAAAAAUGCUACCACUUACCACUUUGAGUCCAUUAUUUCCACGAAGCACUGUAUCGAUGAAACAAGAAAGCACACCAAAAACCGAAGUGGAAAAGAAACAAACGAAAUCCGAAAUGCAAGAGAAACCUGCGGUAAAGGAAUGCGCAAAUUGUCAUAUCAUGCAUACUCAGUUAUCAGAUGUUAAUGCAAAGAUAAAAGAAUAUGAAGCAAAACUUAAGAAGAAAAGCUCUGCAACAAAAACACGUGCAUCUGAAAGUUUUCACGCUGAAGGUGAUGUUGGCAAAUCGCAAGAAGUUGCAAGCACUGUUGAGUUCGCUGACAGCAGUGAAGAAGUCAACCAAUGGAAGGCUCAUUGUGCAGAACUCACAUCGAAAUUGAAAAUUCUUCAGACCGAGAUGAUGCAGCAAAUGUCUACCUAUCAAUUAAAAAUGGAUGAAGCUUUGAAUGAGCGUGAAGUUGUACUGGCAAAACUAACAAAAGCUCGGGAAAAAGUUAGUUCUUUGGAAAUGGCAUUGGAACAUCAAAAAGAAAGAAAUAUUGCACUAUCAAAUGUCAUACAGGAUAUGGAAUUGAAAUCAAUAGAAAAACUGGAAAAACAAAAGGAAGAAUUGAUGCAUACAGCAGGGGCGGAAUUCGCAGAGACAGACAAAUUAUAUCGUUCCAGCCAGAAUAAGAUUACGGCACUUGAAGCAAUGCUUAAAAAGGCUAAUUGUGAUAAUGAGGAAUUGCGUCGCCGCCUUGAUUCAACCACCGAUGAUCUCAAAAAUGUGAAAUUCGGUGGAAUGGAACCGGAAGAAUUAGAUCGUCGGCUAGAGAAAAAAUUAAAUUCACUCAUGGAAAAGUUUAAAGCGGAAGCGCAGAAUCCAGAUCUUGCAUGGGUGGGAGAGGAAAAUGUACGAAAUAUUAUGGAUGGUUUCGAAGUGAUAGUUAAAGUCAUCCUCGAGAAAGAGCCUCAUCUUGAGCAGCUGGCUGAACAACUUGCAGCUGUUAUGGAAAUAAAGAAAGGAGGAGAGAGUGAACCGGUAGAACCAUCAGAUAUUGGUAAAGAAGGUAAUGUAGAAGAGAAAGCUUUCAAGGACUUCAAAACAGAAAUGAGCGCGGAAAUUGAAGCAAUAAUGGAGAAGUAUCAUGUCAAACAAACGAACGAUCUUUCUGAAAGUGUAUGCAAAAUUAUGGAUUAUUUGGGACGUACGGAACAGAAAGUCGAUGCUAGUGUAGUGAAGCGUAUUGAUGAAUUGAACGAUUUGCUUCUUGUUAUUGACAGUAAACAGAAUGAUCUUCAAGCAACCGAAGAAAGGAUGAAUGGUAAGCUAGAAAAUCUUUCUGAAACAGUUGAAGAUAUCGGAAAUAGAGCGAAUUUCGUAAACGAAGGUCGAUUGACGGAAUUUUGGCGAGAAAGACACAGUAUUAAAGCGGCAUUAUCCUAUGUUGAACAACUUGGCGGUGAUCAAAUGAAGCUUGAAAACAGAUUACGCAAUAUGGAAAUGCAAUAUGCAAGACUUGAAGAAGAAAUACGUAACGAAUCUAUACGACCAAUGGCUUACAUACGUGAAACAUCUGACAAACGACAUGACACAUCUCGUAAAGUAGGCGAUUACAGUGAUAUGAUGGAAUGGCCACCUGCAGGACGAUAUUGGGGUUCGACAGGUUACAAGAAGGAGGAUGAAAACAGAGGUCAACGCAGAACUGCUCAUCAUGGAGCGGGAAAAGAAAUUCCGACAGAAGGAUAUAAACCAGGAGCAAGUGAACGCAAAACAAAAAGUCCCAAAAAAUUAUCUGAAGUGAAAUUCCCAAGAUGCUAUCCUAGUUGA